AAUAUGAACGGAAGUUACGACAUUUUGAUCGGAAGCAAGAACAGGAGCUCGCUAGCUGUGAAGAAUCGAAGCUCCCAAACUUUUCAAAAUGCUCCCGUUUUGUUCUAUUCCCACACAUUCCCCGCAUUUCUCCCAUGGAAGUUGAAUCCUCAAGCCCUCGACGGAAACCUAGCUUGCCGCUGCUCGCUGUGCUUGCUCGUUAGUCUCUGGCCGGCAUUUCUUUCCCAACUCCGGCAAUGGCUUCUAGAGGAACAAGAAAGAAAUCGUUAAGGGUGGAACUCAUCGGAUGGAUGGGGCUAUUGCUGCGCUUACUCCGCUUGGAUUCUCGAAAAAGCUGAUACGAGAUACUAUCAGAGAACUCUUACAGGUGAUGUCUUUCCUCUGUUUUGCUUGCCAGCUAGUCUUUUUUAUCUGCAAACACGGAUUUAUAGGAUGGUUUCUUGGAUGGCAGGUGUAUGGAGACAAUGAUGCCGGCUGGUAUUUUGUUGAAGAAAAUUAUUACAAGCUUGCAAUAGAUAAGAUAAUAGAAGACCAAGAUAGCAAAAAGGAAGAAAAUUUGGAGGAUGAAGGAAAAGCAUCUGAGGAAGGUAGGACAACAGAAGCUUCUGGGCAAGCUCUUCUUCAGCUUGAAGCUGGUAGCAGCAGCAAUAGAGGCCUUUCAUGCAUGGUGGAAUCUUCAGCUGAAAGGGCUGUAAGAAAAUUGGGGGAACUUAGCCAAUUAAGCCCUUCUUCGGUACAAAAAAGGAGACCGUGCUAUGGCUGGAUAAGCGAGGGUGAAGACUAAAAGUCUCAGGUGGCCAUUGUCAUGAAUUAGAGUACCGUUGUUUCCAUUUUCUUAGAGAAGAGCUUUUUGUAGUUCCAUAAAUGAUCUUCCAGUGAGUAUCUAGGAAUACAAAUGCCCAGGGCAUAUUUGCAGGCAUCAAAA
Messenger RNA from Dendrobium catenatum, 925 nucleotides. RefSeq lists its product as uncharacterized. The transcript is spliced from 5 exons. Bases 287 to 784 code for a protein of 165 amino acids. The record is from RefSeq and is a predicted model, not a curated record. NCBI's taxonomy places the organism in Eukaryota, Viridiplantae, Streptophyta, Magnoliopsida, Asparagales, Orchidaceae.